Molecule: messenger RNA, 16786 nt
Organism: Synchiropus splendidus (mandarinfish)
Lineage: Eukaryota; Metazoa; Chordata; Actinopteri; Syngnathiformes; Callionymidae
Product: protocadherin Fat 4
Exons: 17
Coding region: 291-15203 (4970 amino acids)
Biological process (GO): homophilic cell-cell adhesion
Cellular component (GO): plasma membrane; catenin complex
Molecular function (GO): cadherin binding; calcium ion binding
Source: RefSeq, a predicted model, not a curated record
AUGCCUGCUGCACCGUUCCUCCAGGACGGAGAGGACCCCGCGCUGCGCACCGACUCGGGAGACUUUUACGCGCCUGUGGAAACUUUGUCUGUUGGAUGAAAGCAGCUGCGCGGAGUUGUGCGCUCACGCAUGUGUGGAGAGAGGAGGACAAGUUUGUGCGGAGUCUAAGAGAAGUUUGCAGCGCAGAGAAGCCAGGUUUUCCUGCUGGAUGACGAUGCUGGAGUGAACUUUUGGAUGCGUCCCGGAGCAUGGACUGUGUCUGAGAGUCAGCCGGAGCGGGUAGAGUGACCAUGGCGCUCGCGUGCCGCUGCUUGGCUCGCUUUCAUUUGGUGCUGCUCCUGCUGUGGACCCUGUCGCGGUACACAGCAUCCAGCCAAGUGCGUCAAGAGUUUCGGGUCCUGGAGGAGCAGCCCGUGGGCACCUACGUGGGCACCAUCGAGACCCGGCCCAGCUUCACGUACCGCUUCAGCGAGAACCACAAACUUUUUUCGAUCAACGGCACCACGGGAGUCAUUUACACCUCGUCCGUGAUCGACAGGGAGCUCCUGCAGAGUGAUGUCAUCAACGUGGUGGUGCUGUCCAGCCAGCCCACCUACCCCACUGAGGUCAGAAUCCUGGUUUUGGAUAUGAACGACAACUCUCCCGUGUUUCCAGACGCUUCCAUCGUGGUGUCUUUCAAAGAGGACGCCAGCAGCGGCCGCCAGGUCAUCCUGGACACCGCCACCGACUCUGACAUCGGAUCUAACGGAGUGGACCACACCACCUACAGAAUAGUGAAGGGAAACGACCAGAGGAAGUUCCGCUUGGAUAUCACUGUCAAUCCCAGUGGAGAGGGCGCUUUCCUGCACCUGGUGUCCACGGGCGGGUUGGACAGAGAGGUUACCCCCAUCUACCAGCUUCUCAUCGAGGUGGAGGACAAGGGAGAACCCAAAAAGUUUGGCUACCUUCAAGUUAAUGUCACCAUCCAGGACAUCAACGACAACCCCCCUGUGUUUGAGCAGGACCAGUAUCAGAGCAGUGUGUUUGAGGAUGCGGCCGUGGGCUCCAGCAUCCUGCAGAUCACAGCCUCAGACCAGGACGAGGGCGCCAACGCUGAGGUCAGGUACUAUCUAGAUGAAGGGACGCCCUUCCAAAUUGACCCCAAAGCAGGGACCGUGGUCAUUAAAGAGGGUCUGGACUUUGAAAGUAAGCGUGAGUACUCACUGACCAUCCACGCGGUGGACAACGGUGUCCCCGCGCUGUCGGGCCGGACAGAAGCAACGAUCAAGCUGUUGGAUAUCAACGACAACGACCCGGUGGUCAAGUUCCGCUACUUCCCCACGACUUCUAAAUUCGCCUCAGUUGAUGAAAACGCGCAAAUUGGCACCGUGGUGGCCUUGCUGACCGUGUCGGACGCCGACUCCCCGUCAGCUAACGGGAACAUAUCGGUGGCGAUCUUGGGAGGCAAUGAGCAGAGACACUUUGAAGUGCACAAGUCCCCGGUGCCCAAUUUGAGCCUGAUCAAAGUGGCCAGUGUGUUAGACCGCGAGAGAAUUUCCUCCUACAAUCUGACCGUGUCGGUGUCUGACAACGGGAAGCCGACAGCCAGAUUCUCCUUUGCCAGUCUGGUCAUUUUCGUGAACGACAUCAAUGAUCACCCGCCGAUAUUCCAGGAAGCAGUGUACAGAGUAGAUAUCAGUGAAGACAUUCCCAAAGGCAGCUACAUAAAAGGGGUCUCUGCAACAGAUGGCGACUCUGGGCAGAAUGCCAACCUGCGCUACUCCCUGGUGUCUGGAAACACUUUGGGCUGGUUCGCCAUCAGCGAGAACAGCGGUCUGGUUACCAGCGCUGCGCUGCUGGAUAGGGAAAUAGCAUCUGAGAUCGUUCUCAACAUCAGUGCCAAAGACCAGGGGCUGCAGCCCAAGAUCUCCUACACACGGCUGGUCGUCAACAUCACGGAUGUCAACGACCAGGUGCCCACUUUCACGCACGACACCUACCACGUCUCCUUGGUGGAGCACGCGCCCGCUGGCACCGAGUUGCUGCUUCUCUCUGCUUCCGAUGACGACCUCGGUCUCAAUGGAACGGUCCGGUUCUCAUUUGACGCGGAGACACCGGCAGAUGUUCGGGAGCUGUUCCGCCUAGAUGCCGCGUCCGGGCGCUUGAGCACGGCUGUGGAGCUAGACAGAGAGGACCAGGCUGCGUACUUGCUGCACAUCCGGGCGACGGACGCCGGAAGUCCGCCGCUACAUUCACUCGGGAAAGUUAGCAUCAAUCUGAUAGAUCUCAACGACAACCGUCCAGUAUUCUAUCCCGUCCAAUAUUUUGCCAACGUUAAAGAGAACGAACCCACUGGCUCGUAUGCAACCAUCGUGUCUGCCACAGACCCAGACUUGGGUCGUAACGGUACGGUUAAAUAUGUAAUCACCGCUGGAGAUUCAAAUAAGUUCCGCAUCAACAGCAACACGGGCAAAAUUACCACGCUGCUACCGUUAGAUCGUGAGGAGAAGACCGCGUACCAGCUGCAGGUGACAGCGAUGGACGGUGGUGGGCUGCGCUCCGAAAUCCCUGCCAUCGUGACGGUGACCGUGAUCGACACUCAGGACAACCCGCCGGUGUUUAGCCAGAAACAAUACAGCUUUGUCAUGUUCGAGAACGUGGGUGUGGGGACCGCGAUAGGAACCAUCUCUGCCACCACUGUGGACUUGAACAGUAAUAUCUCGUACCUGAUCACAGCAGGAGACCACAGGGGGGUUUUCAUGGUGGACAGCAAUGGUCAGAUCACAGCAUCCAGCUCCAUAGACAGGGAGGAGCAGGCCUUUUACCACCUGAAAGUCGUGGCCAGAGCCGGUGAGAUCACCGGGGAGACUUUUGUCAACAUCACAGUGAAGGAUUUGAACGACAACGCGCCCCGUUUCAUCCACUCUGUGGAGCAUGUGAGUGCCGUGGAGAACUGGGGCACUGGUCACGUCAUCUUCCAGGCUAAAGCCUCGGACCCUGACGAGGGCACCAACGGUGCGGUGGUCUACAGCCUCAAACAAAAUCCCAAAGGCCUGUUUCACAUCCACGAGAAGCACGGACUCAUCACCCUGACCGGGCCGCUCGAGGUCACCACCAGUUCUUAUGAGAUUGAGGUAUUGGCUUCAGACAUGGGGGUCCCAAAACACACCUCCAGUCUAGUCCUCAUUGUCAGUGUGUAUGACGUCAACGACAACUCGCCUGUGUUCGACCAGCUGUCGUAUGAGGUUCUCAUCUUGGAGUCAGAGCCGGUCAACAGUCGCUUCUUUAAAGUGGCGGCCACCGAUAAAGACUCAGGGCUGAACGGCGAGAUCAUGUAUGACAUCAUUGACGGGAACACCGGUGACAUUUUUGGCAUCUUCCCUGAUGGACAGUUGUACAUAAAAGCGGAGCUGGAUCGGGAGAUUCAGGACCGGUACAACUUGCUGGUUGUGGCCACGGACAAAGCGGUGGAGCCUCUAAGCGCGACUGUUAACGUCAGUGUGGUUCUGGAUGACGUCAACGACAACCGGCCGCUCUUCAACAGCACCAACUAUGUUUUCCACUUCGCAGAGGAGCAGAAGAGAGGCUCGCUAGUCGGAAGGGUUUUCGCCGUGGACAAAGACUUUGGUCCGAACUCUGAGAUCAGAUACGCUUUUGAGACUCCUCAGCCCAACUUUGAGCUGGAUGCCAUCACGGGGGAGCUGACCAGCACUCUGAAGUUGGACCGCGAGUCACUCAUGAGACAGAGAGGUGCUGCUGUCUUUAGCUUUGUGGUGGUCUCUUCUGACCAGGGUCUCCCCAAACCCCUCAGAGACCAGGCCAAAGUGCAGGUCUACAUUCAGGACAUCAAUGACAAUGCCCCCAAGUUCACCAAAGACAUUUACCAGGCCUCUAUCUCGGAGUCCGCUCAAAACAUGACCCAGCUGCUCAGAGUCUCAGCUUCAGAUGUGGACGAGAACAAAAACGGGCUUGUUCAUUAUCGAGUCCUCGAGGGCAACGAAGAGGGGCAGUUCAUCAUCGACAGCAGCUCUGGCCAGGUCACUCUCGUUGGGAAGCUGGACUAUGAAACCACAUCCUUCUAUUCCCUGAAAAUCAUAGCUGUGGACUCUGGCUCCGUCCCCUUGUCUUCAUCGUGUCUGCUUAGCAUUAGCGUCAUGGACGAGAACGACAACUCCCCCACCUUUCCCAAGUCCUCCCUCUCAGUCGACGUCCUGGAGAACAUGAGGAUCGGGGAGCUGGUGGCUUCUGUGACGGCCACCGAUGCAGAUUCAGGUCCGAAUGCGGAUAUCACAUACAGCAUCACAGCCACGAACAACCACGGGACGUUUAGCAUCAGCCCCAACACCGGCAGCAUAUUCUUGUUUAAAAAGCUGGACUAUGAAACUCAGUCAUUUUACAAGCUCAACAUCACUGCGCGAGACAACGGAAGACCACCACGUUCCUCAUCCAUCCCGGUGGCCAUUCACGUUCGCGACUUCAAUGACAAUCCUCCUGUCUUCAUGCCCGGAGACAUUUUCAAGUCCAUCCCGGAGAAUCUGCCCAUUUCUGCCUCGGUGAUGACCAUAACGGCGCAUGACACUGACGCGGACAUCAAUGGGCAGCUGGAGUACUCCAUAGUCCAGCAGAUCCCGAGGGGAGGCCACUUCAGGAUCGACCCCAGCUCUGGUCUCAUCUACACUGACAAAGAAAUCGACCGGGAGUUUUCUAAUCUGUUUGAGCUCACCAUCAAAGCCAUGGACCAGGCAGUGCCGGUGGAAUUCCGACGCUUUGCUUUGAAGAAUGUCACAAUAUGGGUUACGGAUGUCAACGACAACAUCCCCAAGUUCGUGUCCCAGAACGCUCUGGUUGCUGAACCCAACAUCGUCAUCGGCUCCAUCCUGACCACGGUGGUGGCCUUUGACCCGGACGAAGGCGAGAAUGGCGAGGUGGAGUUCGAGCUGGUGGACGGGGACUCGGACACGUUCAUCAUGGACCGGUACAGCGGAGAUAUUCGUCUGGCCUCGCAGCUCCUUCCGUCUCGUCUCAUGUACACGCUCGCCGUGUCUGCCACUGACCACGGGAGUGAGAGGAAAAGCUCUCGGACGGAGCUGACCAUCAUCCUGCAGGGCCUGGACGGCCCCGUCUUCACCCAGCCCAAGUACAUCACCAUCCUCAAGGAGGGACAGCCGCCGGGCACCAACGUCAUCUCGCUGGACGCCGCCAGCCCUCGCGGUUCCGCCACCAAAGUGGAGUAUUUCAUUGUUGCGGUGCGCAGUGGAGGGAAAGCCGUGGGACGCCUGUUCACCAUCGGACGCCACACUGGAGUCAUACAGACGGCGGCGGAGCUGGACCGAGAGAAGGGCUCCGACUUGUACCUGGUGGACGUGUACGCCAUCGAGACGGACGCCAGCCAGCCACGGACGCAGCGUGCAGAGGUGGAGAUCACGCUGCAGGACGUCAACGACAACCCGCCCGUCUUUCCCAACGACAUCCUGGACGUCACCAUCGAGGAGAACGUCGGCGACGGCUUCAAGAUCAUGCAGCUGACGGCCACGGACGCCGACGAGGGUCCGAAUGCUCUGGUGACCUACACUAUCAUCAGUGGCGCAGACGACAGCUUCCGCAUCGACCCAGAGUCUGGCGACCUCAUGGCCACCAAGAAACUGGACCGGGAACGCCGCUCCAAAUACUCCCUGCUGGUCCGCGCCGACGACGGGAAGCAGUCCUCCGACAUGCGGCUGAACAUCACGGUCAAGGACGUCAACGACCACACGCCCAAGUUCUCACGCUCGUCCUACUCCUUCGACAUCCAGGAGGACACCACGCCAGGUUCCAUCGUGGCGGCGAUCCUCGCCAGCGACUCGGACUCCGGCGUGAAUGGCGAGGUCACCUACUCGCUGGAUGACAAUGACGAUGACGAGACCUUCCGGUUGAACCCCGUAACGGGAGUGUUUAAUGUGACCCGCCCACUGGACUACGAGACUCAGCAGUACUUCAUCGUGACAGCGAGGGCGCGGGAUGGUGGCGGUCAGGCCAGCACGGUGAGGGUCUACUUCAACAUCCUGGACGUCAACGACAACCCGCCAGUCUUCAACAACUCAGCGUACAGCGCCUCAGUGUCGGAGAGUCUCCCGCCCGGGUCCAGCAUCGUCGCGGUCGGGGCCACGGACCUCGACGACGGUCCGAACGCUCAGCUGCUCUACACGAUCUCGUCUGGAGACCCGCUGCACCACUUUGCCAUCACCAAAGACGGCGUCCUGGAGAGCACCAAGGCCCUGGACAGAGAAACACAGUCCUUCUACAACCUGGUGAUCACGGUCAAUGACAUGGCGCCACCUCCCAUGGCCCGGUUCACCAGCACUGCUCAGGUGUCCAUCAUCCUCCUGGACGUCAAUGAUUGUCCGCCGACGUUCAUCUCCCAGAAGGUGGCCUACAUCCAGGAGAACACACCCGUGGACACUGUGGUGUUCACCGCCCAGGCCACGGACGCCGAUAGUGGCCCCAACAGCUACGUGGAGUACUCGCUGAAGGGGCCGUUUGGGAAUAAGUUCAGCAUUGGGACCAUCGACGGAGACGUCCGGCUGGUGGGGGAACUGGACCGCGAAGAGCUGGGGAACUACACCCUCACGGUCGUGGCUACGGAUAAAGGAGAACCUCCGCUGUCUUCCAACAUGGACGUGACCAUGCUGGUUCUGGAUGUCAACGACAACACACCUAGCUUCUCGCAGAACAUUUAUGACAUUGAGAUCGAGGAGAGCACGUUGACCGGGACGGACAUCAUCCAGGUGUUCGCCACAGACGCAGACGAAGGCACCAACGGUCAGAUCCGCUUCUCCAUCUCAGGAGGGAACGCCGACUUCAGGAUCGACUCGGUCACCGGAGCCAUAUCGGUGGCAAAGCAGCUGGACCGGGAGACGCAGUCCUCGUAUUCCCUGGUGGUCCAAGCCGCCGACCGGGGCAGCCCCUCCAGAGUGGACCGGGCCACGGUGAACAUCGUGCUGCUGGACAUCAACGAUUGCUCGCCAGUGUUCGAGCUGUCACCUUACACCGUCCACGUUCAGGAGAACCAGGAGAACCUCCCAAAAAACAUCCUGCAGGUUGUAGCCAGGGACGACGACCAGGGCGCUAACGGGCUGCUCAGCUACAUGCUCAGCGGCGGAAAUGACGAAGGAGCGUUCAGCCUGUCGUCCAGCGGCCAGCUGAGCCUCAUCCAGACCGUCGACCGUGAAGUCCGGGACAAGUACACCCUGCUGGUGACGGCGACUGACUCAGGUAUGCCGUCGCUGAGCGGGACGGGCACGGUGACGGUGCUGGUGAAGGACGUGAACGACAACGUCCCGGUCUUCUCCUCCUCGAACUUCCACACCACCAUCAUGGAGGACGCGCCAACGGGGACGGACGUGCUGAUGGUCAACAGCUCGGACGCCGACGUGGGAGCCAACGGUGUGGUCAGUUACAGUUUGACUGGAGGACACGGCCAGUUCUCCAUCAACCCCGCCACGGGACAGAUCAUCACCAGCUCCCUGCUGGACCGCGAGGAGCGAGCCAAUUACCAGCUGCUGGUGGUGGCGACAGACGGCGGUCAGCCGCAGGGCCUGUCCAGCUCCGCCACGGUGUCCGUGACAGUCGCUGACAUCAACGACAACCCGCCACGUUUCCAUCACCAUCCCUACGUCACGCACAUACCUGCGUCCACGGCAGCUGGUUCUCUGGUGUUUGCUGUGACAGUCACGGACGAGGACUCGGGCUCCAACUCUCAGCUCCACUACUCUCUGAUGGGCCGCAACUCUGAGAAGUUCAAGAUCGACCCAGUCCGAGGCGCCAUCACUGCGAACGAGAAGCUUACAGGCAGCUCGGAGGUCACCCUCACUGUCCGAGUGAAGGACGGCGGCGCCAGCCCUAAAAUGGACACGACGACUGUGACAGUGCGCUUUGUCACCGGCGGGAACUUUCCAGUCAUCAAGCUGAAGCAACACACGUUCACGUUCCCCGAGAGUCAGCCCACCAACCAUGUGGUCACCACAGUGACCGGGUCCUCCAAGCGGGGCGGACCUCUGUCCUACUACAUCGCCAGCGGAAACCUGGACUACGCCUUUCACAUCGACCAGCUCUCGGGAGAACUGUCCAUCCGACACCCGCUGGAUUAUGAGCAAAUUCAGAAAUACGUUCUCUGGAUCGAGGCGCGGGAUCAAGGGUUCCCACCGUACUCCACUUACGAGAAGCUGGAGGUCAUCGUGCUGGACGUGAACGACAAUCAUCCCGUGUUCGACAAGGACCCGUUUCACGCCAAAAUUCUGGAGAACCUGUCACCGCAGGGUGUUGUCACCGUGUCUGCUGUGGACCUGGAUAAUGGACCUAACGGAGAGCUGGAAUAUGUGAUCGUGGACGGCAACGUGGACAACAGCUUCAACAUCAACCGGGCCACCGGUGAGAUCCGCACCACCAGGCCUCUGGACAGGGAGAAGGUGGCACAAUAUAGGCUGAAGGUCAAGGCAACAGAUCGAGGCUCGCCCCCUAAAACCUCUGCAGUUAAAGUUGAGAUCAAUGUUCUGGACGUGAACGACAAUGCCCCACGGUUCUCGAAAAUCUUCAGCGCUACUGUGGCAGAGAACGCACCUGUGGGUUACACGGUCACCAGGGUCACCACCACGGACGAGGACGCCGGCUCAAACGCCAUCAGCCGUUACUCCAUUACAGACACCAGCCUGCCUUUCAAUAUCAACCCAAGUACUGGCGACAUCACGAUCAGCAGACCUCUCAACCGCGAAGAUACUGACCACUACAUCGUCAAAGUCUCGGCUCACGACUCCGGCUGGACGGUCAGCACCGAUGUAACAAUCUUCAUCACCGAUGUCAACGACAACGCGCCCAGAUUCAGUCGGCCGUCGUACUACCUGGACUAUCCUGAACUGACGGAGGUGGGCUCUCUGGUCACGCGGGUGUCCGCCACAGAUCCGGACGAAGGGCUCAAUGGCAAAAUAUUUUACUUCAUCCGCUCGCAGUCAGAGUAUUUCAGGAUCAACUCGAGUUCUGGAGAGAUUUUUGUAAAGCAGCAACUGAAGUACCUCAACUCCACUGGAGCUGGAAGUUUGAAUAUCAACCGGCACAGCUUCAUCCUCACUGCUUCAGAUCGAGGAGUGAAGCCUCUGAUGAGUGAGACCACGGUCAUCGUGAACGUCGUAGACAGUAACGACAAUCCACCCGAGUUUGAAUUCACCGACUACUUCACGCCCGUCACCAAGAGCGUGAAGGUUGGCACCAAGUUGAUCAAGAUGGUAGCUCAUGACAAGAAAGACUUUGGGCUGAACUCCGAGGUUCAGUACGAAAUCACGGGAGGAAACAGCUCCAGUAAAUUCAAACUGGAUAAGACCAGCGGAUGGAUUACUGUCGCCUCCUCGCUCACGUCCGACGUGAACAAAGUUUUCCUUGUUGGAAUCACAGCCAGGGAUAAAGGAAACCCUCCGUUGUCGACACAAACGUCACUUCGGGUCAUCGUGACGGAGGAGAACCAUCACACGCCCGAGUUCUCUCAAAGCCAAAUCUCAGCCACAGUGCCGGAAAGCCUCGCCGUGGGGACGGCAGUAAGGACGCUGUCUGCCCGCGACAAAGACAAAGAAAUGAAUGGCCUGAUCAGAUACAACAUCACGUCAGGCAACGACCAUGGCCUGUUCUCACUCAACAGCAAAACUGGAGUUCUGGCUUUGGCUCUCCCUCUGGACUUCGAACAAGCACAGCUGCAUCAGCUUCGAGUUUCUGCCACAGAUGGCGGAUGGAUCGCCAAAAGUAGCUAUGUUACCGUCAACAUUCAGGUCACCGACGUGAACGACAACCCUCCCAUGUUUUCGCCCGACGAGUACUUCCCUGUUGUGCAGGAGAACGUUCCCAGUGGCACCACGGUGGUGAAAAUGAACGCCACAGAUCGGGAUUCCGGCCCCAACGCCGUGAUGGCGUAUGUGAUACAGUCGUCAGACAGCGACCUCUUUGUCAUCGACCCCAACACAGGGACCAUCACCACGCAGGGCUUCUUGGAUUAUGAAGCAAAGCAGGUUUACCAUCUGACUGUGAAGGCCUUCAAUGUCCCGGAGGAGGAGCAGUGCAGCUUCGCCAACGUCAACAUUCAGCUGAAGGGAGCCAACGAAUACGUUCCCCGCUUUGUCUCCAAACAGUACUACUUUGAGGUCUCUGAAGCCGCUCCAAAAGGCACGGUGGUGGGGGAAGUGUUCGCCAGUGACCGGGACCAGGGGGAAGAUGGAGUGGUCUACUACCUCAUUUUUGGAAGAAGCAGGAAAAGGGGCUUUGGCAUCAACAAGACCAGCGGCCAGAUUUAUGUCACGGGUCCUCUGGACCGCGAGAAGGAGGAGAAGAUUUCUCUCAAAGUGCUCGCCAAAAAUGCAGGAGCCAUCCGCGGGGCCGACAUUGACGAGGUAGUGGUGAACAUAACAAUCUUGGACGCCAACGAUCCCCCAGUUUUCACCCAAGAACUGUACGACGUACAGAUCAGCGAAGGCCUGGCCAUCGGCGGUCUGGUUACUUUUGUUCGAGCCGAAGAUUCCGACUCCGUCCCGAGUUGGAGCCGAUUUUCAUACUCCAUCGCCCCGGAGUCUGAUAAGAAUGUUUUCACUAUCAAUCAAAGAAGCGGCCAAGUUUCUGUUGCAGCCGAGCUGGACCGAGAAACGACUCCUGUGUACAACCUAACUGUUCUCGCUGUGGAUUCUGGCUCACCUCCCGCCACUGGAAGCUCCACUCUCAUCGUCAAUCUGGAAGAUAUUAAUGACAACGGUCCAACUUUGACAACUACGUACGCUGAGACCAUGGAGAACCAGCGGCCUGGCACCUCAGUCACCACUCUGACUGCGUCCGACCCAGAUCUACCCCCCAACCAAGGCCCAUUCCUGUACAGCCUUCUCAGCGCUGGCUCCGCUAAAAGCUACUUCACCUUGAGCCAGACCGGAGUUCUGAGCACGAGUCGAGAGAUUGACAGAGAGCAGAUCAGCGACUUCUACCUCUCGGUUCUGAUCAAAGACUCUGGCGUUCCUCAAAUGUCUUCCACGGGAACCAUUCAUGUCAGAAUCAAUGACCAGAACGACAACCCCUCCGAGCCAAGGUCCGUGGAAAUCUUUGUCCACUACUUCGGGAGCAUGUUUCAAGGUGGUUCCUUAGGAGACAUCAAACCUCAGGAUCCGGACGUCCAGGACCGGUUCCACUGCUCCCUCAUCCCGCCGUCCUCUGCCCUGUUCAGUAUUCCAACUGGAACAUGUAACCUGAACUCUAAAGCGCGCUCGACAGAUGGGGCAUUUGAACUGACCGUCCGCAGCAGCGACGGCGUCCACGGUGCCGUCAGCAACACAGCCAAAGUUCUUUUCACGGGCUUCACAAACGCCACUGUGGACAACAGCAUUCUAAUCCGACUCCAUUCUCAGGGAGUCAAAGACUUCCUUACCAAUCACUACCUCAGCUUCUUACGCAUCGCCAACUCUCAGCUGGCGGGACUGGGCACAGGAGUUCUACUCUACAGCAUGUUUGAACUCAACAACCAGACUUUCGUGAUGGCAGCUGUAAAACGGGGUCAUGGACAAUAUGUCAACCCCAGCGGGGUGGCCACAUUCUUCCAGAGUAUCAAAGACAUUUUAUAUAGACAAAGCGGGGUGCAAAUAGACGCGGUGGACCAUGAUCCAUGCACACACAACCCGUGCCAGAAUGGUGGCAGCUGCAAGAGGCGUCUCAGUGUCGGGCCUGAUAUGAAGACAGAGGAAAGUGUCCCAGUGAUCCUGGUGUCCAACCACCCCCUGCAGCCCUACGCUUGCAGCUGCAGGCCCGGCUACACGGGCGCGCUGUGCGAGACCGACAUCGACGAGUGCCUGCCCUCGCCGUGUCACAACGGGGGCACUUGCCACAACCUGGUGGGAGGCUUCUCCUGCACCUGCCCCGAUGGCUUCACUGGCAUGGCCUGCGAGAGGGACGUCAACGAGUGCCUGUCCAAUCCCUGCAAGAACGGAGCGCUGUGCCAGAACUUCCCCGGCGGCUUCAACUGCCUCUGCAACUCCGGCUUCACAGGCAAGACGUGUGAGUCCAUCAUCAAUCACUGUGAGUGUAACCCGUGCUUUAAUGGCGGGUCCUGUCAGAACCGGGUGGACGGAUAUAACUGUCAUUGUCCGUUUGGGGUGUUCGGAAAACACUGCGAGCUCAAUAGCUACGGCUUCGAGGAGCUCUCCUACAUGGAGUUUCCAUCUCUGGAUCCAAACAACAACUACAUUUACAUCAAGUUCGCCACCUUGAAGAGCAACGCCUUGCUCAUGUACAACCACGACAACCAGACCGGGGACAAGGCGGAGUUCCUGGCCCUGGAGGUCUUCGAGGGUCGGAUGCGCUUCUCCUUCAACCUGGGCAGUGGGACGUACAAGUUGAUGACCAUGAUAAAAGUGUCGGACGGGCAGUUUCACACCGUCAUCGCCAGGAGAGCCGGCAUGGCGGCGUCUCUGACGGUGGAUCUCUGCGGCGAGGACCAAGAGCCGGGAUACUGCGCCGUCAGCAACGUCGCCGUCCACACUGACUGGAUCCUGGACGUGCAGCCCAACAGACUCCUGGUCGGCGGCGUCCGCUCCAUCGAGCCCCUCCUUCACCGCCGCGGCCAAGUGGCCACCCACGACUUCGUCGGCUGCAUCAUGGAGUUCGCCGUCAACGGUCGCCCCCUGGAGCCCAGUCAGGCGCUGGCGUCGCGCGGCAUUCUUGACAGAUGCCCGAGACUGGAGGGAGCCUGCACCGCCAGCCCCUGCCGACACGGCGGGACCUGCCUGGACCACUGGUCCUGGCAGCAGUGCCAGUGUGUGGACGGCUUCACCGGCAAGUUCUGCGAGAAAUAUAUGACGGCCGACACUGCUCUGUCCCUGGACGGCACCGGACGUCUGGACUACUCCAUGAAACAAGGUCCAAAGCGUGACAUACUGCUGAGGCAGUCCUUGCUGGGCCGGGCCUCGGACCCCGCCGGGCCCAGCAGCCUGGAGAUCAAGUUCCGGACCCGCGGGAAGAGCGGGACGCUGCUGCAUGUGCAGGAGAGCAGCAACUACACCACGGUGAAGCUGAGAAACGGUAAUGUCCACUACAUCUCUGACGCCGGCGUGGGCGGGAAGGUGGAGCGGACCGUGGGCGACCUGGUCCUGUCGGACGGGCAGUGGCACACGCUGCAGCUGCAGAAGAACGCCUCGGCCACGCUCAUCCGAGUGGACGGCCGCCACAGCAGGGUCAUCCAGCACGCCACGCAGGACUUCGGGGGACUUGGCGUCUUGACCUUCUCCCUGGGAGGGAUCCCAUCCGGAUCAGCUCAGCAGAAGACAGCAGCAGGUUUCGACGGCUGCCUAGCUUAUGUGAAGUACAACGGCGAGAAUCUGCCGUUCACCGGAGAACACAGCCUGGUGACGCUAACAAAGACCAGCUCGUCCGUCAAGAUCGGCUGUCGAGGCCCCAACUUGUGUGAGAGCAGCCCAUGCUGGGACGGGCUGAUGUGUGUCAACCAGUGGUACACGUACCAGUGCGUCCCUCCCGGCGACUGCUCCUCUAAUCCAUGCCAGAACCAAGGCAGCUGUGUGCCGGACCCACACUCAGGAUUCACCUGCAUGUGCUCGGAACUCUACACCGGACAAACAUGUGAGACUCUCGUGGCCUGCCUCGGGGUCCAGUGUCCUCAAGGUACCAUCUGUAAGACCGCCAACAACGGUGGGUUUGUCUGUAGUCCAAACCCAACGGCAGAGUCGAUGGUCCUCCCAAUUUGGGCCGUGCCAGCCAUCGUCGGCAGCUGUGCUACCGUCCUCGCUCUGGUUGUGCUCAGCCUCAUCCUGUGCAACCACUGCAGGGGACGAAACAAGACCAAAGUGCCAAAGGACACCAAGGAGAAGAAACCCAAGGAGAAAAAGAAAAAGAAGAAAAAGGGGAGCGAGAACGUUGCCUUCGAUGACCCGGACAAUAUUCCGCCAUAUGGGGACGAUAUGACCGUCAGGAAACAGCCAGAAGGGAACCCCAAACCCGAUAUCAUCGAGAGGGAGAACCCAUACCUGAUAUACGAUGAAACAGAUAUUCCCCACAAUAACGAGACCGUCCCUAGCGCGCCCUGUGCCCCCUGUAACGGCCCAGAGGCCGACAUUGAGCACUACGACAUAGACAACGCCAGCAGCAUCGCCCCUUCAGAUGCUGACAUAAUUCAACAUUACAAACAGUUCCGCAGCCACACCCCAAAAUUCUCCAUCCAGAGACACAGCCCACUUGGUUUUGCCCGGCAGUCCCCUCUCCCUCUGGGAGCAACAAGCUACACCUACCAGCCACAGUACACACAAGCCCUGCGGUCCACACCCCUCAGCCACUCUCACUCCGCCUGCCCGACUCCCAACCCUUUGUCACGACACUCUCCCGCCCCGUUCACAAAACCUUCCUCCUUCUACAGGAACACCCCGACCCGAGAGCUGAACCUGGCGCGCCGUGAGGGCAGCCCACUUGACCUGCACAAUGACAUGUGUCAGCCCCCGCCGAUGUUCAACUAUGCAACCAGGCUGGGGAGGCGCAGCAAGAGCCCACAGACCAUGGCCAGUCAUGGCCACACCUCCCGCCCAAGUAGCCGCCUGAAACAGCCAAUUGAGCAGAUCCCGUUGGAGACUGGGCCGCCAGUGGGGCUGUCCAUUGAAGAAGUGGAGCGGCUGAACACGCCCCGCCCGCGGAACCCCAGCAUCUGCAGCGCGGACCACGGGCGCUCCAGCUCGGAGGAUGACUGCCGCAGGCCUCUUUCACGAGUCCGCAACCCUGCCGACGGCAUUCCUGCCCCCGAGUCCUCCUCUGAAAGUGACUCGCACGACUCCUUCACCUGCUCAGAGAUGGAGUACGACAGAGAGAAACCCGUGUCUUACAGCUCCAGGGUUCCCAAGCUCUCGCAAGUCAACGAGUCAGAUGCAGACGAUGACGACUAUGGGGCGAGACUCAAGCCCAGGCGUUACCCCAGCAGGAGGGCAGAAGGGGGCCCAGGCAUGGUCCAGAUGCCCCCCACUGACCAACACUACACCUUACCGCACAAAAUAUCCCAACAAGGCGGGAGCUUCAACUGGGACAAUCUGUUAAACUGGGGCCCAGGCUUCGGACAUUAUGUGGACGUGUUCAAGGACUUGGCCUUACUGCCUGAAAAUGCAGCAGCUAAAGACAUUGAAAUGACCAGCGGCGAUGGCUCGGUGACCAUCCUGAAUGAAGGAGAAGCGGAGCAAUAUGUAUGAGACUAUUUAUUACCACGGUGUACAAAUAUGGCGAUGUUCUCCGUCUGAAAAAAAGGAAGUGUACAUUUUGAGAGAACAUCGGACUCCUCGUGUUUUGUGACUGAAGACAACUUUCAAUGCAGUAAGGCAGCAGAAGCACCUGUAACAUGACGUAUUGAAUAGCUUAGUGGUGGAACUUUAACUGUACCUUCAUGCCUCCUUGUGUUUUUGUUCUGACUUUUAAUUUCUUCUUGUCAAACGUGUCUGCGCUUCGUCACCAGUUCUGCCUCCCCCUGCGAACCACUCGUCAUGUUUACGCCGAGUCAGCCAUGAGGAAGAAUCUUUGCUCAUCUGAUACAGGCUAAUGGAUGCUAACAAAGAUGUGUUUUAUCCCAAGCCGGAAUCAUAGAGUGGUCUUGUGUACAGUCAGCCGUAGUGCACUGCGUCGCUAUAUUACGGCUAGCAUCCAGAUUCAAAGUUUUUUUUUUCCUUUUGUCUUACAAGUAAAUUUGCUAGUGAUAUUACAACAGGAGAGCAGCAGACUCAUGAACAGCAAGUCUCAAUAGCGGCAUAGUGAAACAAGUUAAGAAUCUUUGUAGCAUCUUAAGCUAACCUGUUAAACGUCACCUAAAAAUAAAAUACUGGGAAACACAUUUUCUUUAGCGCUCUCAAAUAGAAAUGCACAGCCAGAUGCAGCCAAGGAACCACGUAGCUCACAGUUUUUCCAAGUUAAAAAGAUCAACAAGACAUGUUUUUAAAAAACAUCGUGACAUCAUGACCCUCACCUUUUGGAUAAAGGUUGGGUAUUUGAAUGUUGUGCCAGUUCGACAAUGACAAGGUCAUUUGAACAUUGUGUGUUCCUUUUCCCUGUGACAGCGCUGAAGAAAUCAUCUUGUCUGUCAAACAUCAGUUGUCAAAGUCAAGGCCCCGGGUCCAAAUCUGGCCCCCGCAUAAUUUCCUGUGGCCCUCAGAGUUGUUACUGAGGGUUUAUGUGCUCUGACUCACACGUUACAUCCUUCACGCUGAAAUUAUCCAAGUCUCACAGUAAAUCAAAACUCAAACAAAAGUCCAUCACAUGACGCCUGAACUCCGUCGUACGAGAGAAAACCGCUGAGAUUUUGAGGACUGAUCAAACUCCUCGCAGAGAGGCUCGUUUAAUUUGACUAAAAAGAAGCAUGUUUUUAUUCCGACUGCCCCUGAAGGCAUCGUGUCUUGUGUUUUCUCUGUGAACGAACGUGUGUGUUUAUUAAGUUCCCUGCCUUAUAGAUUCUGAGAUUUGCAGUAUGGGAAGUUUGUUUUCUCACCAGCCAACUUUGAUCUUGUCAAACUAAAAAAAAGAAAAAAGAAACGUGUACAUUUUUGAAUUCAUGGUGAAAUCAUGAAGUAAAUUCAUCCUCAUGUUUGUUUUUGUACGUUUUAUUAACUUAAAUCACUUAAGCUGUGUUUUUAUGGAUAUUUUCAUACGCUGAAAUGUAUGUUCUUACUUUCGGGGAAAGUAAGAUUGAAAGACUUAUUUUUUACAUUUGUUACAUAUGUAACAUCAGUAUUUUCCACUUUUGAUAAAACUAUAACAUGAUGUACGCUUUGUACCUGUAAAAAGCCAA